AUGUUUGGUGGAUACGGUUAUCUGAAGGAUUACCCUAUACAACAGUACUUACGAGAUCUCAGGGGUAACUUUCUUAAGAUAUUUUUCAUAGUUCAUCACAUCUUGGAAGGCUCGAACGAAAUAAUGCGAUUGAUUGUUGGCCGUGAUCUUCUUAACAAUCAAACGUACGGUCCG
Molecule: messenger RNA, 174 nt
Organism: Ostertagia ostertagi
Lineage: Eukaryota; Metazoa; Nematoda; Chromadorea; Rhabditida; Trichostrongylidae
Source: the annotation of a GenBank genome assembly